AGAAGAUAUAAAGAUCAAAUAAAUGACAAUAAUCAAGAUCAAAAUGAUAAUGACUUCAUAGAGCUUCAAACUGUUCAUCCAGAUGCUGUUCUAUGUGCUUCACAGAAUUUUCUACAGGAUACUUUUGAUGACAAUAAUAAUGACUUCAUAGAGCUUCAAACCUUUCAUCCAGAUGCUGUUCUAUGUGCUUCACAGAAUUAUCUACAAAAUACUUUCGAUGACAAUAGUAAAUAUGGCUCUGAUUUCAUUCCAAAUAGUGAUAAUUAUUCAGAAGUGAUUGGAGUUUAUCCAAAUUCUGUUAUAUGUGCUUCACCGGACUUUCUACAGGAUACUUUCAAUGACAAUAGUAAAGAUGGCCCUGAUUUCAUCCCAAAUACUGAUAAUUAUUCAUAUGUGAGGGGAGUUUGUUCAGAUGCUGUUCUAUGUGCUUCACCGGAUUUUCUACAGGCUACUUUCAAUGACAAUAGUAGAGAUGGCCCUGAUUUCAAUUCAAAUAAUAAUAAUGAUUCAGAAGUGAAUGGAGUUUGUUCAGAUGCUGUUCUAUGUGCUUCACAGAAUUUUGUACAGGAUACUUCGAGUGACAACAGUGAUGAUGACCCCGAUUUCAUUCCAAACACUGAUGAUGAUUCAGAAGUGAGUGAUGUUGAUGAAUUCAUGAGAAUGAAUGAUAAGGCGCAAGAUCAAGAUGCAGAUCAUCACCCCGAUUUCAUUCCAAAUACUGAUGAUGAUUCAGAAGUGAGUGAUGUUGAUGAAUUCAUGAGAAUUAAUGAUAAGGCGCAAGAUCAAGAUGCAGAUCAUCAAGUUGCUAUUGCUUCUACUGCUACCAGUGUUACAGAAAAAGUUAGUUCUAGGAAAAGGCUACGUAAUGAUGAGGAAUGGUUGCGUAAUAAAAAAAGGAAAAUGAUUAAUUCUGGAAAAGAAUACACUUCAAGGCUGGGGAAGAUACAUCAUGCAAAGUGUUUGAAAUUGGCUUGUAAUCCAGAAAAAUGUUUUUUCAAAUGUACAAAGAAUAUUUCAACUCCAAAUCGUGAAGAUCUAUUUUUGAAAUUCUAUGCACUAGAAGACAAGACCCUUCAAAGAGAGUACAUUGCAAGAUGCAUCCAAUCAGAAGAGAAAAAAACAGAUAAAAUUUACAAAAAAAGAAAUCCAAACUGUGCAUACUUCUUUGAAGUAGAAAACAAAAAAGUUAGAGUAUGCAAAUCUUUUUUCAAAUCGACUCUGGAUAUUUCAAACUGCACAAUAUCAACAGUUCUGAAGAAAAAAGAUAACUUGGGUUUCAUAGAAGAAGAAAAAAGAGGAAAGCAUAGAAACCAUCCCAACAAAAUAAAAAUGCUGAAAUACAAGGAGUCAUUGAUCACAUAAAUAGCUUCUCAAGAGUUGAGUCACACUACUGUCGUUCAGGUAGUAGAAGAGGGUAUUUGGAUGGAUCAUUGAAUAUUAGCAUGAUGUACAGACUCUACAUUGAAAAAUGUCGUGAAAAUGGAGAGCAGUUUGUGAAGCAGCAUUUUUAUCAAGACAUUUUAAAUACAAAGUUCAAUUUAUCAUUCUUCAGACCAAAAAAAGAUCAAUGUUCAAUUUGUGAAUCCUACAAAAAUUCAAGUGAAGAAGAAAAAAAUGUGAAAUUAGCUUCACAAGAGAAGCAUAGACAGGAAUGCGAAUGGGCUCAUCAAGAAAAAUCCAGGGACAAAACUGUUGCUUUGUCAAAUGACAAAGAUAUUUUAUUGUGCUCUUUUGACCUUCAGGCUGUAAUGCCAUUGCCUUAUGCAAAUGCAUCAACGUUUUAUUACAAGAGUAAAUUGAAUGUAUACAAUUUCACAGUUUAUAAUAUCCCAGAUAAAAAAGGAUUCUGCUACAUGUGGCAUGAAGGUGAGGCAAAGAGAGGAGCAUGUGAAAUUGCCACAUGUAUUUAUAAUUUUCUGCAAUAUAAUGGGGAAGGGAAGCAUGAUAUAUUCUACAGUGAUAAUUGUGCUGCUCAAAAUAAAAACAAGUUCUUAGUAUCUAUGUACUUGUAUGUUGUGGAAAAUUUGAAUGUCCAAAAAAUUAGUCACAAGUUUUUGAUUGUUGGGCACACAGAAAAUGAAGGCGACUCCAUGCACUCAACUAUUGAAAAGGAGAGGAACCGUGUACUAAGGAGCAACCCAAUUUAUGUACCAUCUGAAUUGUACUCUAUUGCAAAGACUGCCAAGAAAACGGGGAGUGCUUACAUUGUUAGGGAGAUGUCAACAGAAGAUUUCAUCGAUUGGAAAAAAGUAAAUGAAUUGACCGGGAAAAAUUUCAACAUCAAUGAAAAAAACCAACGUGUACAAUGGAAUGAGAUUAAAAUGUUGGAAGUGAGAAAAGAACAACCUUUGAAGCUCUUCUACAAGACAUCCUAUGAACAAAGUGAAUAUGAAGUAAUUGAUGUAGUUCGGAAAUGUCGGGGAAGAAGAAAAGAAAUAAGUUUACAUCCCUUAUACAACAGUCCUCCAUCUAUUCCAAGCAACAAAAAGAACGACCUGAUCUCCUUAUGCAAGGAGAAUUUGAUUCCAAAAAAGUACCAUAACUUCUUCUCAUCUCUAAAGAGCUGUGAAAAUAAUGAUGCUGCUAAUGAAACUGAGUGUAAUUUCUGA
Molecule: messenger RNA, 2609 nt
Organism: Nilaparvata lugens (brown planthopper)
Lineage: Eukaryota; Metazoa; Arthropoda; Insecta; Hemiptera; Delphacidae
Exons: 3
Coding region: 1443-2609 (388 amino acids)
Source: RefSeq, a predicted model, not a curated record